This is a messenger RNA of Sapajus apella (tufted capuchin), 4026 nucleotides long. RefSeq names its product zinc finger protein 529 (gene ZNF529). The record is from RefSeq and is a predicted model, not a curated record. Lineage: Eukaryota; Metazoa; Chordata; Mammalia; Primates; Cebidae. Gene Ontology annotation, biological process: regulation of immune system process; regulation of cytokine production; negative regulation of transcription by RNA polymerase II. Gene Ontology annotation, cellular component: nucleus. The coding region runs from base 1736 to 3478 and encodes 580 amino acids. Gene Ontology annotation, molecular function: RNA polymerase II cis-regulatory region sequence-specific DNA binding; DNA-binding transcription activator activity, RNA polymerase II-specific; DNA-binding transcription repressor activity, RNA polymerase II-specific. The transcript has 5 exons.
AGGGGCGGGGUCUACCGUGUGACAGCACCGUUGUGACCAACUAUAAAUGUGAACGGGGUGGGGGGUUUUGUUUUUGUUUCUCCAUGAGCCUGUAGGAGUUUGUUUUGGGUACAGCGUCAUUUUUCCGACACUGCGUUGUCUGUGAUGUAAUCUCUUCGUGAGGUCUUAGACACACACACACACGCAUAUAUAUAGAUAGAUACAGAUUAGAUAGAUUACAUAGAUAGAUUAGAUAGAUAAAUGAAGUUGAAGUUUCCUGGGAAGAGAUGAGGGAGGAGGCAUAGGUGUAGUAUUCAUUCCUGGGAUCACUCCCCUUGCAUGCAUUUGGAGGUCAUUUAUACAUUAAAGAACUACAGUAUUUCCUGAGCUGUGUCCCCUAGAAACUUCUGUGAACUUAAGAGUACAGCUGUAGGCAUUGGUUGUACCUUUUUCUCUGACACCGGGAGGAGUCGACAGUAUUCUAGUUUCCCUCUUCGAUCUGGGUGUGUUUGUUGUAUGUGGAUCUUUUCUGGUGGUGAACGAUGUGUUCUUAUUUUAACUAGUCCAGGAUGUCAUGACCCCUUUCUCCCUCUUGGUUAUGUAGUUCUGCAAGUGAAGGCCCCCUGAAGUGGAAGACAGCAUUGGUACUUAUUUAUAAUGGCCAACUCAAGGCCUGAAGGUUAGGAAGUCCAAAAUCAAGGGACUGGCAGGUUUGGUUUUCUGGUGAGAGCUGCUCAUUGCUUUCCAAGAUGCUGCCUUGAUGACACAUCAUCUGUAGGGGAGGAUUGCUUUAUCCUCACAUGGCAAAAGGCCACAUGAUGCCCUUUUUAUAAGGGCCUUAAUCCCACUCCUGAGGGGAGGAGCCCUCUGAUCUGACCACUACCUAAAGGCCCUGCCUCCUAAUACUAUCAGAUUAGUAAUACAUGAGUUUGGGAAGGGAUAUAUUUAAAUCAUAGCAAGAGCAUAUACCUGCAUCUUGUUUUUUAUGCAUUCUGACUCUCUGCCUUUUGAUUGUUUAAUCUAUUCACAUUUAAUGUUAUUAUUGACACAGUUGGAUUUACAUCUGUCAUUCCACCUUUUUUCAGUGUAUGUCAAGUUUUUUUUUCUUCCUCUCUUCCUUUACUGCUUUCUUUUGCAUCAGAUGAGUAUUUUCUAAUGUGUAUUUAAUUUCUUUAAUGAUUUUUUUCACUAUAUUUUUGGGUUAUUUCUUUAGCAGUUGCUCUAGGGCUUAACACACACACAUAUAUAUAUCUUAUCAGAAACAGCUUCUGAUUUAUAUUAGCUUAAUUCAAGUGAGAUACAGAAGUGUUACUCUUAUAUAACUAUUUCCUUUCAUCUUCUCUUACAUUAAUAUUGGUUGUCACAUUACAUCUACAGAUGUUUCAAACUCAACCAAUUGUUGUAAUUUUUAUGUUACAUAAAUCUUUUUUUUUUAACUACAAGAAGAAAGGAGAAUCUUUAUACAUUUAUAACUUUUAUUUUAUCAAUCUGAUUUAUCACUUUUGGUUCUCAUUUGGUCCAGAUGGAUUUGAGUUACCAUCUGGAUUCAUUUCCUUAGCCCAAUACAACUUUGCUCUCCCCUGCCUUCUUGGUGUUAUUAUUAGCAAAUAUAUUACAUUUCUGUAUGUUAUGGGUCCAGUAAUACAUAAUAUACAUAUUGUUUCAUAAAAUUUGUGUAUCAGUUAAGAGGAGAAGAGAUAUGUAUGUAUACUGCCUUUUAUAAUUACUAAUUGCCUUGCUUCUCUUUGUUUUGCAUAUGGAUUUGUAUUACUGCUUAAUAUCACUUGUUUUCAGCUUCAAGAGCUUCCUUGAGUACUUUUUAAGUUUCAUUGGAGAUCAUGUCCAUGGAGCUCCUCAUGUUGUCAUGCCAGAAGUGAAGUUCCCUGACCAGUUCUUUACAGUUCUAACCAUGGACCAUGAAUUGGUGACAUUCAGGGAUGUGCUUAUCAACUUCUCUCAGGAGGAAUGGGAAUAUUUAGAUUCUGCUCAGAGGAACUUGUACUGGGAUGUGAUGAUGGAGAACUACAGCAACUUACUCUCACUGGAUUUGGAGUCCAAGUAUGAGACUAAGCUUUUACCUGUAGGAACAGACAUUAUUAAAAACAGUGGUUCUCAGUGGGAGGUAAUGGAAAGUAGUAAGUUAUGUGGCCUUGAAAAUUCCAUUUUCAGAAGUGACUGGCAAAGCAAAAGCAAGAUUGAAGUACAGGGACCUAAAGUGGGAUAUUUUAGUCAAAUGAAAACCAUCUCUCAAAAUGUGCCCAGUAACAAAACUCAUGAAUUUCUUACAUUACCUCAGAGAACUCAUGACAGCGAGAAGCCCUAUGAAUAUAAGGAAUAUGAGAAGGUCUUCAGUUUUGACUCAAAGUUUGAUGAAUAUCAGAAAAUACAUACUGGUGGAAAAAACUAUGAAUGUAAUAAAUGUUGGAAAGCCUUUGGGAUAGAUAACUCCAACAUGCUGCAACUGAAUAUUCAUACUGGUGUGAAACCUUGUAAAUACAUCAAAUAUGGGGAUACAUUUUGUUUUUAUAAAGACCUUAAUAUACACCAGAAAAUUCAUAAUGAGAAGUUCUAUAAAUGUAAGCAAUACAGAAGGACCUUUGGAAGAGUUGGAGACGUUACUCCACUUCAAGGUGGAGAUGGUGAGAAACAUUUUGAAUGCUCGUUCUGUGGGAAAUCCUUUAGAGUGCAUGCACAACUUACUCGACAUCAGAAAAUCCAUACUGAUGAGAAAUCUUACAAAUGUCUGCAAUGUGGCAAGGAUUUCAGAUUUCAUUCACAACUUACUGAACAUCAGAGAAUUCAUACUGGUGAGAAGCCCUACAAAUGUAUGCACUGUGAGAAGGUUUUUAGAAUUAGUUCACAGCUUAUUGAACAUCAGAGAAUUCAUACUGGAGAGAAACCUUAUGCAUGUAAGGAAUGUGGGAAGGCUUUUGGAGUUUGUAGAGAACUUGCUCGUCAUCAGAGAAUUCACACUGGUAAGAAACCUUAUGAAUGCAAAGCAUGUGGAAAGGUCUUUAGAAAUAGUUCAUCCCUGACUAGACAUCAGAGGAUUCAUACUGGUGAAAAACCCUAUAAAUGUAAUGAAUGUGAGAAAGCAUUUGGAGUAGGCAGUGAACUUACUCGACAUCAGAGAAUUCACAGUGGUCAAAAACCUUAUGAAUGUAAGGAGUGUGGAAAGUUCUUUAGACUUACGUCAGCCCUUAUUCAACAUCAAAGAAUUCACAGUGGUGAGAAACCUUAUGAAUGUAAGGUAUGUGGGAAGGCCUUUAGACAUAGUUCAGCCCUUACAGAACAUCAGAGAAUUCAUACUGGAGAGAAACCCUAUGAAUGCAAGGCAUGUGGGAAGGCUUUCAGACAUAGUUCAUCCUUUACCAAACAUCAGCGCAUUCAUACUGCUGAUAAACCCUAUGAAUGUAAGGAAUGUGGGAAUUCCUUUAGUGUGGUUGGACAUCUUACUUGCUGUCCAAAAAUUUAUACUGGUGAGAAAGCAUUUGACUGAAAUGAAUGUAUAAAGUUUUUUUUAUUUCUGAUUUUCACAGGAAAAAACUAUGGAUAGAUUUAAUAGGUAAUCAACGCAAUUCAGUAUCUCCCUCUUUUAGAGUCUAUUUUAGACUUUGUGGCCAUUCUGUAUGUAGAAGUAGAAUUGCUUAGUCAUAGCUGAUAUAUACUUAUCGCUUUGUUAGAUAUUGCCAAAUAUUUCUCUUUUAUAUUAAAAAGUUUUUUUCAGGGGUUUCUCAUCCAGGCAUGUUUUGUUUACACGUUUUGGUGUUUAUAUUUUUGCUCUAUUGUCUUGUUUUGUAAUUGUAGUAUUAUUUCAAUAUUUUUCUUAGAUUGUAAUUAUUUGCUUGUGACAUCUGUACUUAAUUUAUUUUCCUCCAGAAAGUUAGAACUCCCAGUCAGAAACAACAUAUUUUUAUACUCUUAUAGCUCUUCAUUUUGUGUAAUGUGCUUUUUUUUUAAUGAUAAAAAUGUGAUCUUUCCAUUUUCAUCAAAUGGUUCCCUUCUCUUUAAAUUUCUACUUUAUUUUGAUAUAAAAUAUUCCUCUUU